AUAUAACGGAGAUGGAGAAGUUUUGGAUGUCCAGAAGUUUGAGUCAGCUGACGUUUAACUUUCCCUUCCUGACUCAGUUCCUCCGACGGCAGAGAUGAGGCAGCUUUCGAAGGAAAACCUAACUUACACAAGUCAAACGGCUUGUUAAUUAUUAGGAAACGUAACGUUACCGAAAUGCGUUUCAGAUUGUCAUCGUAACUGUGACGAAGUUUGGCGUUUUAAACGACUUUCCAGCUUGAAGGUUGGUCGUCUGCUUGAAUCCAGAACAUCUUUCAUCAUGGGUGACUGGAGCGCGCUGGGGAAACUUCUUGACAAGGUCCAGGCGUACUCCACCGCUGGAGGCAAAGUCUGGCUCUCUGUCCUCUUCAUCUUCCGGAUCCUGGUGUUGGGGACGGCGGUGGAGUCCGCCUGGGGAGAUGAGCAGUCGGCCUUCAAAUGCAACACGCUGCAACCUGGAUGUGAGAACGUGUGCUACGAUAAGUCGUUCCCAAUCUCCCACGUGCGCUUCUGGGUGCUGCAGAUCAUAUUUGUGUCCAUGCCGACCCUCCUAUAUCUCAGCCACGUGGUGUUCCUCAUGAACAAAGAGGAGAAAUUGAAUAAAAAAGAGGAGAAAUUAAGAGACAUCCAAAACACAGGUGGAGAUGUGGACGUGCUCCUGCGCAAAAUCGAAACUAGAAAGUUCAAGUACGGAUUGGAGGAUCACGGGAAGAUCAAGAUGAGGGGAGGGAUAUUUUACACAUAUAUAGUGAGCAUCGUGUUGAAGUCCGUAUUUGAAAUCGUCUUCCUUUUAAUACAGUGGCACCUUUACGGAUUCAAGCUGUCAGCCGUUUAUACGUGCGAGAAGUUCCCUUGUCCACAUAAGGUGGACUGUUUUCUGUCCCGUCCCACAGAGAAGACAGUUUUCAUCGUGUUCAUGCUGGUUGUCUCACUGGUCUCUCUGGCCCUCAACGUCUUUGAGUUUUUUUAUGUGAUUUUUAAGAGGAUGAAGGACCAAAUUAAGGAGUCUGAGAAGAAAUUUGACAGCGCCUGCAAUAUCAAGCCCUGUCCGAGGAAUCUGUCCAGCUUUGAGUAUUACAAUGACUGCUCGGCCCCCGUCCCAAAUCUGGGCUACAAUCUAGACACUGGCGAUAAAUCCAACUCCUCUGAUAAUUACGACAAGCAGGCUAACGAGCAGAACUGGACUAAUUACAGCACAGAACAGAACCAGUUGGGUCACAGCCAGCGCUUCCCUUACCCGGAGAAAGUGACUCUAGGGAAGGAUCUUCUGCUGCUCAAAGAGCUUGAACCUCGACCCAGUAGUCGAGCGAGCAGUCGAGCCAGGCCGGAUGAUCUUGACAUCUAGCAGAAGCCUCAAACACUGACACUUUCUGCCUUUCACAACGUUUAAAGACACUGUGAAAUGGACACUGUCACUGACAUCCAAAAAGUGGUGUUUAAGCAAUUAUAUUUAUUUUAUUCAUUUCGUGCUCUUGUAACUCAUGCCAAACAGCUGUUUUUUUAUGUGAACUAUUUAUGAACUGUAAUCGUGAAAUCAAAUCAUUUCCCAGAUUUACUUCACACACUAUCUGACAAAAGUCUUGUCACCUAUCCAAGUUUUAGGAACAACAAAUAAUAACUUGACUUCUAAUUGAUCAUUUGUAUACAGAAGUGGCUUAUAUGAAAGGCAAAGGCCUCUAGAUUACGCUUAUUUUACCAAAAUAAAAUAUGAUCAUGUCUUGAUUUUUAAUUAUUUAAUGAGGACAGUAAGGUCUGACUUUGCUUAUACAAAAGUCUUGUCACUUAACAGAAAUAAUGUACAGUAUAGAAUAUAAAGUCAUGCUGCAGUGGAAAAAUAAUUUAUAUCGUAUAUGACUCCUAUGAGUUUGGAGGACUGCAUCCUCACAUCUCUGCAAUGACUCAAAUAACUUAAUAAUAAAAUCAUCUGGAAGGUCAAAGAAAGUGUUCUUGCAGGACUCCCAGAGUUAAUCAAGAUUUAAUGGAUUCAUCUUUAAUGCCUCCUCCUUCAUCUUACCCCAGACAUGCCCAAUAAUGUUCAUGUUUGGUGACUGGGCUGGCCAAUCCUGGGGCACCUUGACCUUCUUUGCUCUCAGGAACUUUGAUGUUGAUGCUGAAGUAUUUGAAAGAGCUGAAGAAUUUGACCUCUCCUUUGGUUUAUAAUGUAAUGGGCAGUACAUUCGCCUAUUACAUUCGAUGUUGCCAUCCACUCUGCAGAUCUCUUCCAUGCCCCCAUACUGAAUGUAACCCCAGACCAUGAUUUUUCCUUCACCAAACUUGACUGAUUUAUGUGAGAAUCUUGGGUUCAUGCGGGUUUCAAUAGGUCUUUUGCAGUAUUUGUGAUGAUUGGGAUGCAGUUCAACAGAUUAUUCAUCAGAAAAAUCUACCUUCUGCCACUUUUCCAAAUGAUCAGCUAGAAGUCAAGUUAUUAUUUGUUGCUCUUACAACUGGGAUCGACGACAAGAUUUUUGUCAGGAUAGAGUAGUAGAAGUGGACAUUUGAAGUGGACCAAAAAGUCUUUCAAAAUUGUCUGCAAUUCCAUCCAAAUGUCAACCUUGCCAUUAAAAAAGUUAAGUUUUCACCAAAAUAGCAAAACCCUUUCUAGCUCUUUUGCAUGGGCUUGUAUUUUACAGCACUGUCUCUGUCAGUGUUUUCCAACUAUUAUAUUUGAUUUACCAAAGUCACACAAGUGGCAAUUUCACAUCUGUCACAUGCAUAAUAGAGAGAUAUCACAUCCAUAACGAAGCUUUUCCCUCAUAAAGGCAAAAAUGUCAAAUAAAAUAAAAUCAAUCAUCUUUGCUUUAGUCAGCCAACACUUAUUCUUUUGAUUAGCAUUAUUUCUUUGGGGUUGUGCAGUUUAAUUCACAGAAUUCCUACAAAAUAUUUUGCAUACUGCAAACUCACUAACUUUUUUAGCCACAUCCAUAAUGCAUGUUUAUUUUCCUCAGUUAAAAAAUGUUUUAAUAAUGGAUAAUUUUCUAAUCCCUUAACUCUGUGGUUAGUUGUUUUGGAAAAAUAAGCAGAUGUUUCAAUAUAAUGUUGACAUAUUCUUUCUCUGUGAAUUUAUGUUUUGAAUUUCUACUGCAAAUGUUACAUCCAUAACGCUGGAAUUGGAAGACAAGACUGGUUGUUGUUCAAUAGUUUUAGCAAAACUUUGAUGAAAGAUUUUGAUCCACUUCAAAUGUUGACUACUGUAGAACAAUACAUUAAGUAUAUGGGUAGUAGACGCAUAUGUGUCCAUAAACAUUUUUGUACUGUAUAUCAAUAUCAAGAGUUUAGGUUCAAAAUGUAUGUGAAUAUAUAAUGAAAACUGUAUAUCUUAA
Molecule: messenger RNA, 3317 nt
Organism: Danio aesculapii
Lineage: Eukaryota; Metazoa; Chordata; Actinopteri; Cypriniformes; Danionidae
Gene: gja1a
Product: gap junction protein alpha 1a
Exons: 2
Coding region: 278-1342 (354 amino acids)
Biological process (GO): cell communication
Cellular component (GO): connexin complex
Source: RefSeq, a predicted model, not a curated record